AGUUCAAAAUGGCGGCGGCUGCGGAAGACAUGGGGUCUGACUGAGGAGGCGGCCGGGGUCCCUCCCUGUGCUGUCCCCAGUGGGUUUAGGGGGCUGGGGCAGCGGCGUAGGGCUGGUGGUGAGAUUAAGCCCUUUACUUCUUGUCCUGCCUUCAGUGGACAUGGAGACCAGUUGAGCAUAGUCCUCUCAAUAACAACACUUACCAUAUUUGACGACUAUUUUCAGUUGUUUUGGUAAACAGACAUUUGGACAGCAAAAUGACCUCGAUUAUCAAGUUGACUACGCUCUCAGGGGUGCAGGAGGAAUCUGCUCUCUGCUAUCUGCUGCAGGUAGACGAGUUUCGUUUUUUAUUGGACUGUGGCUGGGAUGAGAAUUUUUCAAUGGAUAUCAUUGAUUCUCUAAGGAAAUAUGUACACCAGGUUGAUGCAGUGCUACUUUCUCACCCUGAUCCUCUACAUCUUGGUGCUCUCCCCUAUGCAGUUGGAAAAAUGGGUUUAAAUUGUGCUAUUUAUGCAACCAUUCCUGUAUAUAAAAUGGGACAAAUGUUUAUGUAUGAUCUGUAUCAGUCUCGCCACAAUACAGAAGAUUUCACUCUCUUUACAUUGGAUGAUGUAGAUGCAGCUUUUGAUAAAAUACAGCAGCUCAAGUUCUCUCAGAUUGUGAACUUGAAAGGGAAAGGACAUGGUCUUUCUAUUACACCACUGCCGGCUGGUCACAUGAUAGGAGGUACAAUUUGGAAGAUUGUCAAAGAUGGAGAAGAAGAAAUUGUUUAUGCUGUUGACUUCAACCACAAGAGGGAGAUCCAUUUAAAUGGAUGUUCUCUGGAAAUGCUGAGCAGGCCUUCGCUGCUUAUCACAGAUUCCUUUAAUGCUACAUACGUACAACCCAGACGGAAGCAAAGAGAUGAACAACUGUUAACCAAUGUCUUGGAGACGUUGCGAGGUGAUGGAAAUGUGUUAAUAGCCGUGGAUACAGCAGGCAGAGUUCUGGAACUUGCCCAACUUCUUGAUCAGAUUUGGAGAACAAAAGAUGCAGGAUUAGGAGUCUAUUCUUUAGCACUUCUAAAUAAUGUCAGCUACAAUGUAGUGGAGUUUUCUAAAUCACAGGUUGAAUGGAUGAGUGACAAACUGAUGAGGUGUUUUGAAGACAAGAGGAACAAUCCAUUUCAAUUCCGCCAUCUCUCAUUAUGUCAUGGUCUUUCUGACUUGGCUCGAGUACCUAGCCCAAAAGUCGUGCUUGCCAGCCAGCCUGAUUUGGAAUGUGGGUUUUCAAGAGAUCUCUUUAUACAGUGGUGUCAGGAUUCCAAAAACUCUGUAAUUUUAACUUACAGGACCACACCUGGGACGCUAGCACGAUUUCUUAUAGAUAACCCUUCUGAAAAAGUUAUAGAUAUAGAGUUGAGGAAACGUGUCAAACUUGAAGGGAAGGAACUUGAGGAGUACCUAGAAAAGGAGAAACUAAAGAAAGAAGCAGCUAAAAAGUUAGAACAGUCCAAAGAGGUAGAUAUUGAUUCCAGUGAUGAGAGUGAUGUUGAAGAGGAUAUUGAUCAGCCAUCAGUGCAUAAAACUAAACAUGACUUGAUGAUGAAAGGUGAAGGAAGCCGAAAAGGAAGCUUCUUCAAACAGGCCAAGAAGUCUUAUCCGAUGUUUCCAGCCCCAGAAGAAAGAAUUAAAUGGGAUGAAUAUGGGGAGAUUAUCAAGCCUGAGGAUUUCCUAGUUCCAGAGCUUCAAGCAACUGAAGAAGAAAAGAGUAAAUUAGAAUCUGGUCUGACAAAUGGAGAUGAGCCUAUGGACCAAGAUUUAUCAGAUGUUCCUACCAAAUGUAUUUCAGCGACAGAAUCAAUGGAAAUAAAAGCCAGAGUUACAUACAUAGACUAUGAAGGACGCUCAGAUGGUGACUCCAUUAAAAAAAUAAUUAACCAGAUGAAGCCACGACAGUUGAUCAUUGUCCAUGGUCCACCUGAGGCUAGCCAGGACCUUUCAGAAUCUUGCAGAGCUUUUGGUGGGAAAGAUAUUAAAGUUUAUAUGCCUAAACUGCAUGAAACUGUAGAUGCAACCAGUGAGACUCACAUCUAUCAGGUCAGGUUAAAAGAUUCUCUGGUCAGCUCCCUUCAGUUCUGUAAAGCAAAAGAUGCAGAACUAGCUUGGAUAGAUGGUGUCCUGGACAUGCGGGUUUCAAAAGUGGACACAGGAGUCAUUCUGGAAGAAGGAGAGCUGAGAGAAGAUGGAGAAGACUUGGAAAUGCAAGUGGAUAUGCCUUCUUCUGACUCCAGUGUUAUUGCACAGCAAAAGGCUAUGAAGAGUUUGUUUGAUGAUGAUGAUAAGGAAGUAUGUGAGGAGAGUGAGAUCAUUCCUACUCUAGAACCACUGCCACCACAUGAGGUUAUUGGACAUCAGUCUGUUUUCAUGAAUGAGCCAAGACUGUCUGAUUUUAAACAAGUUCUUCUGCGAGAAGGAAUUCAAGCUGAAUUUGUAGGAGGAGUACUUGUAUGCAACAACCUAGUGGCUGUUCGUAGGACUGAAACAGGGCGCAUUGGAUUGGAAGGCUGUCUUUGCCAGGACUUCUAUAGAAUAAGAGAUCUUUUAUACGAGCAAUAUGCCAUUGUCUAAAGGAGAUGCCGUGAAGAUGAUGGCUUUACUUGAACUUUAAAAGAUAGUGGAGAUUUCUACCUUUUUAUUUUUGUGGGUAUCUUUUUGUAGUUUUCUAAUUUCUACAGAGAAUACUGAUUCUUCAGAAAAGUUAGACAUCAAAAUCCAGUAAACUAACCUAAACAGGUAAAUAAUUGCUACCGCAGUUCUGUGUAAGACAUCUCUUGGUACAUUCCACAUUGUUGGCUUUCAGACUGUUAAGGAAUAUUGUUGCAAAUACCACUGGUGUGCUGUAAUUGAGAUUGACAGUUUCUUUUAUGAACUUUCUUCCAAGAAGGAUUUAACUGGUCAUAAAUAUGCUCUUUCACAUGACAUGGCAUUCCAAGUCUCUGCCUAAGAAUGCAAAUAUUUAAAAAGAAUCAUCUUUCCUAUUUUAAAAAUGUAAGGGUUGUCUUUGCUUUUUGUGGGGAGGUUCUUCUACUGAGCAGUAGAAGUUUCAGUAAAAAGUUUCUAGGCCAUUGAAAAUUGGCCAAAUGCUUAAUAGUGACUUUCCUGCAAUGGUUAAUAUGUACCCUUGUUAAUACUGUAACUGCUUCGUGCUACUGAUUGAUACAGUACAUCAUAAGAUAUUAUGAAAUAAAAUUUCAGUUUCCUGGGUCAAAAAGCCAGCUUUAAAAUGUUAUAAGGUACUUUAAUACAGAAUGACUGGAAAAACAAAAGUUGUCUGGCAGAUCUGCUAAUCACAUGUUUUUGCAUUUUCUAGCUACUAUAUAUGUAUAUAUGUAUAACUUCUAGUUGUUGCAAUCUGUUAUGCCAGCUAUACCUAUCUUUUGAGAAUUUUGAUUUUAAUACUUUCAAGAAAAAAAA
Messenger RNA from Chelonoidis abingdonii (Abingdon island giant tortoise), 3455 nucleotides. RefSeq names its product cleavage and polyadenylation specific factor 2 (gene CPSF2). The record is from RefSeq and is a predicted model, not a curated record. Gene Ontology annotation, cellular component: mRNA cleavage and polyadenylation specificity factor complex. Lineage: Eukaryota; Metazoa; Chordata; Testudines; Testudinidae. Gene Ontology annotation, molecular function: RNA binding. Gene Ontology annotation, biological process: mRNA 3'-end processing by stem-loop binding and cleavage.